This is a messenger RNA of Zingiber officinale, 2376 nucleotides long. RefSeq lists its product as uncharacterized. NCBI's taxonomy places the organism in Eukaryota, Viridiplantae, Streptophyta, Magnoliopsida, Zingiberales, Zingiberaceae. Gene Ontology annotation, cellular component: Golgi apparatus. The transcript is spliced from 2 exons. The record is from RefSeq and is a predicted model, not a curated record. The coding region runs from base 146 to 1798 and encodes 550 amino acids.
UCCGACAGAGGUUGAACAAAAUCAUUCCUACCAACAACAGUGCUCGCUUGGCUUCUCCGUCCCGUUAAGCGCGCUCCGUCCCCCUAAAUCCACUCCACCGCCUGCUGUACCCUUUUCUAUAUACCGUCGUUUCCAGAACUUUCUGAUGAAGAAUUCCAACAGAAGCGGAGCCACAGCCGGAGAUCCGGUGGAGAAGGGGGCGCCUCUGAGCCAGAAGGCCGUUAAAGUCGUCGCUAACGUCUGCUUCGGCUCCUUCGUCCUUGCCGUCCUCGUCUUCACCAUCGUCGCCAUCACCUACCAGCCCCCUGAUCCUUGGCUCGAUUCGCCUAAAGCCCUCAUCGCCAAGUCUCUCGACGCCGUCCUCCCCAACGCCACCUUCCGCACCGACGACUCCGUCAUCCGCACUGGCGAGGACCUCGCCGUUGACAACUCCUCCUCCGACAUCGCCACCACCCCACCUCCAUCCACAGGGAUCUCCACCUCCGGAUGCGACUCCGAUUCCCCUCUCAAUUGCUCCGACCCCCGCGCUCUCGACGCGAUCCGCCGCUUCAACGCUCGGAUCUUUGGCCGGUCCAUCGUGUUCCUCAGCUACGACACGCCCGUCACCGGAUCCAACCCUGGAGAAUGCGACGCCGCCUGGCGAUUCCGCAACCGCCACGAGAAGUCUUGGCGGCGCUACAGGGAUUAUCGCCGUUUCCAUCUCGCCUCCGCCGAGAACUGCAGUUACGAGGUCGAUUCCGCGGGCAAGUUCCGCUCCGGCGUCAACGCUGCCCCCAAGUCCUCUCCGCGGCGCUGGUCCCCGUCGUCGCGUGCCCCUCCUGCGCAGAUCCCUGAUGCUGAUAUCAAUGACACGAUCCCAGAGCUCGGAUCGGAUUUCCAGAGAAGAAGAUACAUCUACUACACUCGUGGCGGGGAUUACUGCAAGGGAAUGAAUCAGUAUCUUUGGAGUUUUCUCUGCGCCCUCGGAGAAGCCCAGUAUUUGAACCGGACGUUCGUGAUGGAUCUAAACAUCUGCCUGGCUGCCACUUACAAUCCCAGUGGCCGUGAUGAUGAGGGCAAGGAUUUCAGGUACUAUUUCGAUUUCGAGCAUCUUAAGGAGUCUAUAUCGUUGGCGGAGGAGACUAAGUUCUUGAGAGACUGGCGCCGAUGGGAGCGUGCUUCCAGCAAGAUCACCCUCCGCAAGGUGCCAACAUAUAAGGUCACUCCGAUGCAGCUCAAGGAGGACAGGAGCACCAUCAUCUGGAGGCAGUUCGAUGGGCCAGAGCCUGAAAAUUACUGGUACCGCGUGUGCGAGGGCCGGUCAGCUAAAUUCAUUCAGAGGCCAUGGCAAGCCAUUUGGAAAUCCAAGCGGCUGAUGAACAUAGUGUCCGAGAUUGCAGGGAAGAUGGAUUGGGACUAUGAUGCGGUACAUGUGGUCCGGGGAGACAAGGUGAUGAACAAGGAGCUGUGGCCCAAUCUGGAUGCAGACACAUCUCCAGAAGCAUUAGUGAAGAAGUUAACUAAGGUGAUCGGGAAACAGAAGAAUCUAUACAUUGCCACUAAUGAGCCAUUCUACAAUUAUUUUGAUAAACUUAGAUCUCACUACAAGGUGCAUUUGCUUGACGAUUAUAAGGAGAUGUGGGGCAACACAAGCGAGUGGUACAAUGAGACCAUGGCGCUACAUAAUGGGCUCCCGGUGGAGUUUGAUGGGUAUAUGAGGGUGGCAGUGGACACGGAGGUGCUUUAUAGAGCAAAGAAUCGUGUGGAGACAUUCAAUAAUCUAACCAUGGAUUGUAAGGAUGGUAUCAAUACAUGCUAAGCAUUGACAUGAAAAAAGAAUGGGAGGCUGAGAAGAAUGUGGAUAUGCUUCUUUUUGUCUAGAUCCUUGUCCAGAUAAUUCCAACUCAACGUAAAGGGUCCUCCGGUGUCUCCUGGAAGUGAUCACGGGGAAGCCUAAUUUUGUCAUUCACGCAGCCGAAGUAGUUAAUUUGUGUGAGUUGCAUAAUUAAUUCGGCCGAAGUUGUGUUUCUGGCUGACUGCACGUAAUAAUGCUCCUAUUACGCACGCACAAUCUUCUUUUCCACAUGGCACCCUAUUAAUUGUAGUCAUGGAGUCGCAGCCGAGGACAGAUCCUCUAGUCCGUAAUUUGUGGAUUAGGAAAUGGUCCACUAUUGUAGACCCUUGAUUUGGAUGAAUCCUAUCAAUUUAAAGGUGAGUUCUAUCCAAAUCAAUGAUCCUUAUACAGUGGACCAUCCUCUGGUCUAUAAAUUGCGGACCAGAGGAUCCCUACUGGUCACAGCCAACUUGCACUUCUCUUUUAUCAUUUUUUUAGUUGGUACCAAUAUUAUCAAAAUCGUGAAUGAACUAGGAAACUCAUCUAAAAUGUGAGUUUAUUUA